Messenger RNA from Neurospora tetrasperma FGSC 2508, 1242 nucleotides. RefSeq lists its product as uncharacterized. The transcript is spliced from 2 exons. The record is from RefSeq and is a predicted model, not a curated record. NCBI's taxonomy places the organism in Eukaryota, Fungi, Ascomycota, Sordariomycetes, Sordariales, Sordariaceae. The coding region runs from base 32 to 1150 and encodes 372 amino acids. Gene Ontology annotation, molecular function: oxidoreductase activity.
CGCCGGUUUUCAACGCAAACACAACUUCACCAUGGUUACUCAAACACAGGAAGUCCAGCAGUGGCACACAUUCGAAGAUGGCUUCGACAACCUCACUCGUGGCACUGCGCCCAUGCCUACUCCGGGCCAGGAUGAAGUGUUGGUCAAGAUCAAGGCUGUUUCUCUUAACUACCGUGAUACGGAGGUAACCAACGGCGAGUACAACCACUACGAAGCCUACUCCAGGCGUACCACCCCCCUCGUCCCCUGCUCCGACGCCCUCGGCAUUAUCACCGCCGUUGCCCCCCCCGGCCCCGGCGCCUCUGAAGCCCCCUGGAAAGUAGGCGACCGCGUCCUCUCCACCUUCUGCCAAUCCCACCUCACCGGCCAAAUCACCGCCAAGGACCUGGCCUCGGCGCUCGGAAAGCCUCUCGACGGCGUGUUGCAGACCUACCGCGUAUUUCCCUCCACCGGCCUCGUCCGGGUUCCCGAGUACCUGACCGACGAAGAGGCCAGUUGCCUGCCGAUUGCCGCCGUGACAGCUUGGAUGGCCAUUUUCGGGAUGGAGCCCUUUGGCACCUGGGCCAAGGCAGAUGAUGGGAAGCCGUUGCAGGGCAAAACGGUGCUACUGGAGGGAACGGGCGGCGUGGCUAUUGCAGGACUGCAGAUUGCUAAAGCGGCCGGGGCGCGGACCAUCAUCACGAGUUCGAGCGACGAGAAGCUGCGCAGGGCCAAGGAGGAGUUGGGCGCCGAUCAUGUGAUUAACUAUAAGACGACGCCCGACUGGGAGAAGAAGGUGAUGGAGAUUACGGGAGAGAACGACGGGGCGGAUAUCAUUCUCGAGACGGGCGGGGCGGGAACGCUGUAUAAGGCGCUGGAUUGCAUUGCGUUUGGCGGGCUGAUCUCUUGCAUUGGGUAUACGGCUGGUAAGGAAGACAGUGGUGAGGGGAGCAGGAUGAAUGUGAACGUGUUGGCACUGAGAAGGACUGUGACACUCAAGGGAAUUAUUAAUGGUCCUAGGGACCGAUUUGAGGAGAUGUGCGAGUUCUAUCAGAGGCAUGAAAUUAGGCCAGUGGUGGAUAAGGUGUUUGAGUUCGAGGAGGGGAAGGAGGCGAUCAAGUACUUGAGGAGCGGAAAUCACUUUGGUAAGGUGGUUGUUAAGGUCGAGUAGAAAAGGUCGAUUGAGGGAUGUUGUACCAUAGCGAUGUGAGGUUGCGAGAGGGUCCUAGUAUAGGUGCCGAAAGAGUUUUACAUUUAUUCCUG